This is a messenger RNA of Erpetoichthys calabaricus (reedfish), 4995 nucleotides long. It is a transcript of the gene ptp4a2b, whose product is annotated as protein tyrosine phosphatase 4A2b. Gene Ontology annotation, biological process: protein dephosphorylation. Gene Ontology annotation, cellular component: nucleus. The coding region runs from base 733 to 1239 and encodes 168 amino acids. The record is from RefSeq and is a predicted model, not a curated record. The transcript is spliced from 6 exons. Lineage: Eukaryota; Metazoa; Chordata; Cladistia; Polypteriformes; Polypteridae. Gene Ontology annotation, molecular function: protein tyrosine phosphatase activity.
CCGGUUUGAAGUGGAUUGCACUGGCAGAGUAAAACGACGCCCCUGAUCCUUGAAAUGCCCGACCUGAAGAAGUUGUAGGAGUCGAGGAAAGUACAGAAAGGGCUUGUAGGAAAGAGGCAGCCAUUUGUAUAACCAGAGCCGCGUGCCUCCUACUGUGAAAAGUGAAGUAUUUCUGUGCCGAGUUGGGCUGCACAUUUAUGGCGUUUGUGAAUGUCAGCAGAGAUUUCUGCCGGGCUCAGCACCUUGCCUUUGCAGACAAGUGAAUUGUUUGCUCUUCAUAGCAAGACAGCAGCAGAACAGACCUGUAGACAGAAGCCUGUUGGAGUGGCGUCCUUUGGUCUAAAUCAAUUCUUUUUAUAAGCCACUGGCAAAGUAGUGACAUCUGCCCUGUAACUUCACUUUCUCUGUAAUGACCAGAUUAUUGUACACAUCCUGAAUGGGGUAAACAUAUGCAGCUUGUUUUGAUGUUAGAAGGAUAUUUUUUCCUUAUCUUCCCAACUUUUUUUUUCUACUUUUUGACAAGGCAGGCAGAUUUUUAAAAUCUGCUAACUUUUUAAACCAUUUUUACUUUUCAACUACAGACUUUAAAUUAAUAAAGCUAUUCUUUGAGCCAAAGUGAGAACUAUCCAUCUGUCCUAUCUUCAAAAUAAAUUUAAAAAAAAAUCUACUUUAUUUUUGUUGAUAUUUUUACAGCCUAUAUAUAUAUUUUUUUUUGGUGUUUUAUUUGCCAACAUGAGCCGUCCAGCACCUGUGGAAAUUGUAUUUGAAACAAUGAGAUUUUUAAUAACUCACAAUCCAACAAAUUCUACUCUCAACAAAUUUACUGAGGAACUAAAGAAAUAUGGAGUGACGACACUGGUCCGUGUUUGUGAAGCUACCUAUGACAAAGCACCAGUUGAGAAUGAAGGAAUUCAGGUCUUGGACUGGCCUUUUGAUGACGGGGCACCUCCUCCAAAUCAAAUAGUGGACGACUGGUUAAAUCUUUUGAAAGGAAAAUUCAGAGAGGAGCCUGGCUGUUGUAUUGCUGUGCAUUGCGUUGCUGGACUAGGCCGUGCUCCUGUUUUGGUGGCCCUUGCAUUAAUUGAGUGUGGAAUGAAGUAUGAGGAUGCAGUGCAGUUUAUACGACAAAAAAGACGUGGCGCCUUCAACUCCAAACAGUUGCUUUAUCUCGAAAAGUACAGACCCAAGAUGCGACUGCGUGUCAAGGAUCCUAUUGGACCUCUCUGUUGCAUUCAAUGAGAUGAAAGUAGUAUUUAAGAUGGAAAUUGUUGGGUAGCAAUAAGGAAUCCAGGGAACAAAUUUUGUCCUUAAUUGUAAUUUAAGUAUGGUUUCAAUAAUAAGGUAAAGGCAGAAUUGAGCGAAAAUGAAAUGACGAAAGCUCACUCAGUUUAUCAAAUGCCUAGUGCACAUUUUCCAAAUGAAAGUUUGAAAAUGUAAAGGAUUAUGAAAUUGUCUUUUGUGUUGUAGUCAGAUUCUGUUUUCUGAAGGUUAUUAGCCCAUUCUUGAAACAGACACUUGAGUAAUUGCACAAUAUAUGGUAUGUAAAAGAUUUUCAUACAGUAAAAGCUGAUCCUUGUUUUUAAAGCUGAAUUAACAGAUAAUUAGAUAAAGAUAUAUAGCUUUAUUGAUUGGUUCAAUUAUGCUCAAUUAGUUUUAUAAUAAUAAAACUUUAAUUAUUCCCCUAGUGCUGUAUUAGUACAGUUACUCUGAAAGUUGCCCAUUUUAACUGGAUUGAGCCGCUUUUUUGGUAUCAGCUGUGAACUUUUUUUUUUUUUUUUUUUUUUUAUACCUGAUAGAUGUUUAGGUCACAGUAUUUUUUUGGUCCCUUUUUAUGGUUUCUAAAAAAAUUAGUCAGAAAUUGUAUGUUUUUAUGUAUAUAUCCAUAUGUUAAAAGGAAAUAUGCAAACCCCAAACUUCUGUUUUUUCUAAUUUUUUGCUUACCAGUAUUUGCAAAAUAACACAUUUAUUUAUAAAUUGUUAAAAAAAAUAAUAAAACCCAGCUUUUUAUUACAGUCUUGGGUGGAUUCAGUUACUGGAAAAAGAAUUUUGAGGAUGGUUGACAUGAUGAAAAGCUGUCUAUACUGCUUCUAGCACACUGAGGAUUUGACAGAAUGCCAUAUUACUGCCAGAGCUAGCAAUUGUAGUUACAAACUUGUUUUAGUGUUGUAUUGAUCAUACUCAGUUUUACAGUGCUGUUGAAACCCAGGGAAGGGUAUACUUUAAGGACAGCAUAGCCAGCGCAAUGUAAAGAAUCCAGGAAAAUGAAAAAAGCUUCAUAUUUAAAGUAAAACUUCUAUUUUGCGCUUACUUAUUUGGCACCUGUCCCACAGUUCGAACUUUUUGUUGUGUAACUUGCAAAACUAGUCCACAUUGUACAUCAAGUCCUACGUUUAGUGAGAGCAGUCAGGGUGGUGCAAGAGACAAACAUCUGAAUUGAUAUGCAUUUCUCAUACAACUAUGCCAAUUGUGCCACAUAUUUUUGUGUCUUCUGCAAAAAGUGCCUACUGCAGGAUUCUUGGAUUUAGCAGUAGAAGUUUAAAAUGGAAACCAGAGUGGAAAGCACAGAUUUUUGGCCAGGUUGAUUUUUUUUUUUUUUUUUUUUUAAUUCUGCUGAGGCCACCCUCUCCAAAAGUUCUAUUUAUUGAGAUUUAUAAAUCUGAUAAUAGUGCCAUUUUUUUGCUUUUUUUAUUUUAAUCAAGAAUUUUAAAUGUGCUUUUUAAAUGAUUACUUUAAGGGCUCAUAAUUACAUUGCAGUUUUUAUAUGAAUGUGUAUAAAUGUGGCCAAUGAAGCAUUUCAAUAUUUUUUUCAUAUUGUUUUUUUUUAACAUUAACUUGAGUGAACCUGUAUUUUUAAAAGCAUUAUACUUUCUCAUCUCCAGAAGUUAUAGUUGGAUAUCCAUGUUUCAUCCCUCCAACAGAACAAAAAUUGCAUGAAUUUUUAGAUGAGAGUGUUUAUGCCCAUCUAGAUUUGCCUAAGUACUGAUGAAAUUCCUGGUUACUCUUAUCUGAAGUAAAUCAUGUGAAAACUUAUUUUUUUCUAGUUAGCAUUGCAGUUUAGAGUAUCAUCUGCCUCAGGGAACUCAGAACUGGUGUAAUUGAUAUUAUGAAAUUUAUUUACUUUUUACCUGCAAUAGUUUUUUUUUUUUUUUUUUUUGUAAUAAGGGGAGUGGUAGUCACAAUUAAUUUUCAAGUACUUAAACAUUUUAUAAAGGCAUCAGGUCCUUUGAAGCUGGAUGUGCCAUCUCAAAAGAAAAUACAGCAGAAUUUUACCAUAGAGGGCCAAGCUGUCAUGUUAUAAUAUGUCUACUUUUUUCUUCAGUUUUGCUCUGAACUUGAGCGUUUUUAUUGAUUUAAACCCGAUCAAGAUAACACUGCAGUAUACUACAUCUCUGCAAUGUUGUGAAGUGAAACUUUUGUCAGAAAAGAGUGUAUUUUCUGGUUGUUAAAUUAUAUGUUCCACCUCUGAUUCUAUGCAGUGUUUGGGGUUUUUUGUUGUUGUAUUUUUUCUCUUUAUUACUUUCACUCUUAUUCUUCAGCAUUUCUUAAGAAUGAUUAAUGCAGUAAAAAUCUCAGUUUUAAUAUUUACUUUUUUCAUAUUAAUAAAAAAGGAUCUUGGGUUUGCCUUUUAACAAAUAAAAAAACUGUGAAAACUGUGGUCACUUUAAUAUUGUCUUAAAAGCUUUAGUCCUAGAUAAUCUGUUAACUCUUUUAAUGUAAUAACCUGGGGCCUCAUGUAUAAAUGGUGUGUACACACAAAAUGUUGUGUAUGCCCAUUUCCACUCUCACUUCAAGAUGUAUAAAAACUAAAUUUGGUGUAAAGCCAUACAUAUUAGCCAUGCAAACAGGCGGCACCCAGCAUAAAAGCAGUGCUACUCUGUCUGUGCCGUUUCCCUUCUUCAUAUUUGCAUCAAUGACGCGGGCAUUAUCAAAUACACCAAAAUAAAUUGAAUGGAAGUGGCUAUUUAUAUUGAUUUGCAUAUUCAAGUAUGUGAAAUUCUAGGAGGGGUCGGAAUGGGGCUGUAGGUGCAUGCACGUCCGUUAGAAUUUCACAUUCGUUGGGAUUUAUAAUGGGGAAGUGCAUGGAACUUGGCGUACAUAUAGUUUUAUGCAUCUGGAUUUUUUUUUUGCAUAUGCACAUUUACAGUUUUUUUCCAUACGGCAUGUUUUAGUGUGAAAUCUACACACAGUGUUAUACAUGAGGCCCCUAGAGUUUUGAAGCAGGAGCAAGAGACAUUCUUGCUUGUCAAAACAAAUACCUGUGAAAAUUCACCAUUGCUGCCCUAAAUUAAGGUACACAACAACUGAAUAUAAAGUAUAUAUUACCUUAAGUGAUUCCCUUUUUGUGCCUGGCAGAUCCUGGCUCUCUGCCUGUUGACAUAUGGUAAAUUGGGGAGGUUUAUAGUUCACUAAAAUUUUUACUAGAAUGAAUUGAAUUAUUCUUCUGUUACCCAAAAUUGGUUUAAAAAAUCUUUUAAAUGUUCUCUAAAGUAUACUACGAAGUUUUGGGGAAUUGAAUCAGUUACAUGUAUUGUCUCUGGAUCUUAACUAUUUAAUUGCCGAAGCAUUUCACUGGUAGUUCUACAAUUAUAAUUAAGUGUAUGCAUUGCCAAUACAAAGACCAUUGCCAAGCCUAAUACAUGAAUAGAUUCACAAGUAUUGGUAAUCUUAAUUUUAACACUGUUUGAAUUUAUGUGAUAUGUCAAACACCCAGUUUUGCAAAUUAAUGUGGAAGAAAAUGUGUCAGAUAUUAUGUUUCAGUCAGAUUAUAUAAAGUAACAUUCUCUAUUCAUGAUGCCAUCACCAUUUGAUCUAUGGGUGGAUGGGGAAAGGAAAGAGAUGCAGCGAUGGCAUAUUUUUUUAUUCAACAUCCUUCUUUUAUUUAGUAGACCCUUCAAAUAAAAAUUUCAAAUUAAACAAUAUUUUACCAUUUUGUGAAUCUGUGUGAUAUGCUAUAGCGUGCACAAAUAAAAAUGUGUUUUUAAUUUAGACCUUUAA